AUGGGGGAUCGGUGUCCCGAUGCCGGUGAGCAGCUUGUUGAGGCUACAGAAAAGAUUGCGGAAACACUUUCGUCUUAUUUUAGCCUUAAAUUAAACAAAUCGUGCUCAAAGUUGAAAAAUAUUGACCCAGAAUGGUUUGACAGUAUGUUAACGGGGAUCAUUAACGAAUUCAGACUUAAAUCUACGUCAGAAAUCAAGGAUCUAAUUGAGCUCAUGGAAGUGUCUAAAAGAGCAGCAAUAAUUCAUGAGGCCAACACAAAAUGUAUAGUUAAGCGCCCAUGGCGACCGUCUGGAAAUCCUGAGAGGGAUACAAACGCUCACAUUUAUGAAAUGGAAAAAGAAUAUCACAAAAUGAUCUCUUCUGAAACGCAGAAUCGUUAUCGUUCGCUAAAGGCUAAAAUUUCUGAGCUAAGGUCCUCUCGACGCACAAAAAUCAGGUCUCUUGAAUCGCUUGAGGAAAUUGCAGCACUGUUUGAGGAUGUUUGA
Rodentolepis nana is the source of this 486-nucleotide messenger RNA. The record is from the annotation of a GenBank genome assembly. NCBI's taxonomy places the organism in Eukaryota, Metazoa, Platyhelminthes, Cestoda, Cyclophyllidea, Hymenolepididae.